AACAGACCUGCCUCCAUUUUACUCGCCCGCUGAAACCAAGAGCAGGAAGUAGCUACAAAGCCACUAAACAAAUGGUACCUCUCAGUCACAUUAAAAAUGUUUUACAUUUUUUUACCGUCCAAAAUGGAGCUGCGAUUUCUGUCUUGUUUAGAACCUGAAAAGAGACACAAAAGGCUGGAGUAACUCAGCGGGUCAGACAACAUCUCUGGAGAGAAGGAAUGGGUGUCGCCUGGCCAUUUCUUUCCCCCCCACUGAGGAGGUGAAGAACUACAAUUCCCAGAGUGCCGUGCUUGUUGCUCAGGCUGUUGCUGGGGACUCGUUGCCUUCCUAUGGUUGCCAUGUAAACACAGGCUUCUAGACAGUCCCACAGGCCCUGAGGAGGCAGGAAAGCUUUCCACCAAAUAUUCAUAUCGUUUAGGAACACACAAAGAAAAUAAUGGAUGUGCUGGAGGAAUCAGAUGAAGAGGGAGAGCCCAGAACUACAGGGGGCAAGAAGAAGAGAACCAUGUCAUAUGUUGCAAAAAUAGACCAACUGGAAUCUCUGAUAUCAGAUAUAGGUGUUAUGCAUUACCCGGAACCUUAUCAGCAAAACACUGCUAAAGAACGAACCAUGCUACAAUAUGCUGAAAACUUCAGGCAACAGUACGAAUAUCUAUAUCCAGACAGAAAGCCUUUGCUUCUGAGUCCUCUUAAUGAAUGUAAAAUGCAGAAGUUUGUGAGCACCACUCUACGGCCUACUUUGCUGAACCACAAGGAACUAUACACUUGGAAAGGGUGUGCCACGUUUGUUUCUGACUUUCUAAUAGUGGAUUCAUUAGAUCUCAUCACUGAAGUGCCAUCUUAUUUGUUUGCCUCAACCACUAUCCUGAAAUGUCAAAAAGGAAACAGCUUUGAUUUCAGCACCUUGCUCUGCUCAAUACUGCUUGGCGUGGGGUACGAUGCAUACUGUGUCAGCGGGUAUGCUACGAAGGAAAUAUGUUUGAUGGAUGAGACAAAGGAAAUCUGCCCACUACUGCAAGAAGAUGAUAAGAAUAAGAAGAAAGAAAUCAUGCCACCUGUGAAGAAGUACACGGUGAAACCAGUCCGAGAGUUGCAGAGCAAAUUUGAAAUUAACCAGGAAGCCCGUCGGCGAGCAGAAAAGAUAUUAGAUGAUGAACAGAAACAGAAAGAUUAUGAGGAAAUGAUAAAUCUGAAAAUUAAAGGUGCACGUGAUGUCAUGUAUGGUCUGCGGGUCCAUUGUUGGGUUCUGGUGCUUGCAGGCAAAAGAGACGUCCCAGAGAACUUCUUCAUUGACCCUUUCACAGGAAACAGCUAUGAAACUACAAAUGAACGAUUCUUGGGGAUUGAAAGCAUCUGGAACCAUAAGAAUUACUGGGUGAACAUGCAAGACUGCAAAUUUGGCGUCAAGAAUGUACGUUUUGACCUUGGUGACCCUGUAAAAUGGGAGUAUAUGCUACCAUCUGAGAAUCAAGAAAUUGUCGUUCCUGAUUCGUAUGAGUACCUGGAUGAGGGUGAAGAUGACGAUGAAAAAGAUGUAGAAAAGAUUUUUGACAUGCCUCCAUCAUGGGCUCAGCAAAUUGUUAUUCCUGCUAAAGACAUUGAAACACGCUGUCCAAAAGGUGAAAAGAUAAUUCAGUAUAAGAAGGCGAACUUGGAGAAGUAUGCGCCUUACUUGAACAUAGAUGGGAUGGUGAAGCGAUUAAUCGAAUAUGAGGAUAUUGAAUGUACUUCUUUUCUGAAGGUGACAGAGUGGUAUGCAAACAGAAGAGACAAUCUGGAGAAAAUUGAACGUAACAUGAAAACUCGGACCAUUACGGAGUAUUUUAGAAACGGCCGACAUCUGGCACUCAGAAAACACGUCUUCCGAUCAUCCGAGCCAGAGACCGACAGGACAAUGAAAUUCAAUGGAAAGCUUCGUGUGGAUGGGCUGAUGAGCAGAGUGGAAACUCCUACAGAGAUGAUAGGGAAGUUCAGGGACAGGCCAGACUUCCUCAUUUACAGACACACAGUCUUUGCCAAACGACUGAAGAAAGUGAAGCUCCCCGGAGCUAGUCACUCAAACUACCGCACCAUUCUAAAAAUAAUAGAACGCUUUGCCAGAAACAGAAAGAAGCCAGCCCACCAGGAUGUGGCAGAGCAAAUAUUCCUGAUCACUUCAGAGCAUGUUCAGCUGACGUAUCAUCGUGAGGAUGACAGGAUCACAGCAGUGAAGAGAGAAUUCAUCCUCCCACCAAACCUGAUGCAAAAAGAUGACCAGGAAGUUAACAUGGACCAGAUUGUUAUGACGUUUGAGGUUGACCCUCUGGUGAAGCCAUGUAAAAACGUGGUUCUGUAUCAGACGAUGAUAGGACUUUUGAAGGCACAAACUACAUCAAUGCAAGCUGUUAGAGAUUCUGAGCAUGAGGUACGUGAAAUUCUCAAGGACAGGGCUGCAGAACGUAGGGCGAAUGAACUGACCAUCUCAGUGUAUGACACAGAAAGAAAUGAGAAAGCUAAAGAACACAGAAGAACUCAGAUGCGUAUAGAGGAGGAGCAGCGGUUGCGGCGUGCCGAGGAGGAGGUGGAUUAUCUCGCACCUUUCCUUGCUCGGCUUGGUCAACCCAAGAAGAUCACCAAGAAGGUAGCCAUGACGCUUCGCAGUGACUGCCUGGCAGACAUGAAGCAGAGGCUGAUCGACAAAGCCAAUCUUAUUCAAAGUCGCUUUGAGAAGGAGGCUUUGGAGCUCCAGAAUAAACAGCAAUGGUACCAGCAGAACCAGAUAUCCAUGACCAAGGAAGAUGAACAGGCCUACUUGUCCUACUGCUCUGAGGCCAUGUUCCGAAUUCACAUCCUUGAAUUGCGCCUCAACAAGCACAAAGAGAGAGCGCCAACCAGGUACCUGGCUCUGGAGGACAAGAUUCGCAAAGACUCACGGUUGGCCAAGAAAUUAAAGGACUGCUGAAUGUGUUCAUUGCCCACUGCAGUGCAAACCAUGAUCUGGGGAAAAUGAUUGAUGUGCAGGAGACUUUGUGCAAUCCCAGAAACACCAUUUCAAAAUAAAAAUAAAAACAUGGUCUGAGCGGGUUCAUAUGAAUAGUUUUGAUUAAUAAGAAUUAAUGAUUUAACAGAAAAUACUGGAAACGCAGAACAGGUCAGACAGGAUCUGGAUAUAGAGGUACAUUUCAGGUCUAAAAUUCUUUACUGGAAAUGGGAAAAUGGGAAAAUAAUUUAGUUUUAAUUUGCAGGGAAGGAGACGGAAUUAACAAUGGGGGAAGUUAUUGCAAAGGGAUAAAUUGUAGAGGUUGUUGAGGUUAUCUAGCCAAUUAAUUAAUGCAGUGAGAGAGAAAGGGAAUGGACAAAAGUCAUAAAAUAAGGGGUAUUAGAGUGUGAGAAUAUAAGCAAAGGAAGAAGUCACAAAAUACAGGGCUAUAACAUUUGUUCAGAAGAUUAGGCUGUGUUAAUGAAGAGAAAAUAUUCCAGAUUGAUGACUUGCAGCAGAAACAGCCAGUUCCUAUACAGACACAAAAGCAAGUUAUCUGAAGUGGUGGCUCCCAAAGGUUGCAUUGUGAGCAGAUGAAAGAUUAAUUGCUUUUCAUAAACCUUUUCUUGAGCCUUGAACAGUGCAGGCCAUAAAUAGGUCAGGUUAGCAGUGUAAUGGAGAAUUAAAAGGGCAGGCAGCAGGAAGCUGUCAUCCCUGUGGACAGACGCCAGUAUUCUACAAAGCAGUCACCCAAUAUGCAUUCACAACUGCUGCCUGGCCUGUUGAGUGUUCCCAGCAUCUUCUGUUUUUAUCUCAGAUUCCCAGCAUCUGCAGUUGUUUUGAUUUUUGUUUGAAGAUUUGAUUGUAUACAUCAACAUAUUUUAUGUAAUAAAGUUCUGAAUGUGAUCAGU
This is a messenger RNA of Amblyraja radiata (thorny skate), 3870 nucleotides long. It is a transcript of the gene drc7, whose product is annotated as coiled-coil domain containing 135. The transcript is spliced from 18 exons. The coding region runs from base 437 to 2941 and encodes 834 amino acids. Gene Ontology annotation, biological process: flagellated sperm motility. Lineage: Eukaryota; Metazoa; Chordata; Chondrichthyes; Rajiformes; Rajidae. Gene Ontology annotation, cellular component: motile cilium. The record is from RefSeq and is a predicted model, not a curated record.